AUGAGUCGGCUCGAAGAGAUCAUCCUUUUGGCGCACUGCCCCACUACAACGUCGCCUCAGCCUCGCCUGGAGCACCAGGAAGGCGAGUUCCAGCCGCCAAUAACAUCAUCCCCUCUUGAGACCAGCGAGGGACUCGAACGGCCCGAACCCAGAGCCACUGGACUGCAGGUCACCUCGGCCGGACUUCAUGCCGCCUUUGCUCAACUCUGCAGCCUGCAGAAGGCCAGCCUGACUGGUCUCUUCUCGGGAUUCCUGGGCGCCCCAUCCACCGUCGACGGUCUUCUGGAGCAGCUCUUCUGGCUCGAGCAUGCAGCGGCAUCCGGUUACGGUGACGUCAGCAACGGCGAAGCCGCCCCUACGGCUAGCCUCAAAGAGUCCACGGGCUAG
This is a messenger RNA of Protopolystoma xenopodis, 387 nucleotides long. Lineage: Eukaryota; Metazoa; Platyhelminthes; Monogenea; Polystomatidea; Polystomatidae. The record is from the annotation of a GenBank genome assembly.